This is a messenger RNA of Chaetomium fimeti, 906 nucleotides long. Its product is annotated as MoaB/Mog domain-containing protein. The transcript has 6 exons. The coding region runs from base 94 to 768 and encodes 224 amino acids. Lineage: Eukaryota; Fungi; Ascomycota; Sordariomycetes; Sordariales; Chaetomiaceae. The record is from RefSeq and is a predicted model, not a curated record.
UUUGCCAAAUGGUGUUUCGGUCUAGGAAUUAGCUUGAAACGGGUUGAAGUCGUCGAGGAUGACGAAGCCGAGAUCAUCGAGGCUGUCCGCCGCAUGAGCGAACGAUAUGACUUUGUGGUGACAAGCGGUGGCAUUGGCCCGACCCACGACGACAUUACCUACAAGUCAAUAGCCAAAGCCUUCGACCUGCCCUUGGUACUGCACAAGGAGGCCUACGCCCUGAUGAAGCAGAUCUCCAAGCCCAAACCCGGCCACCCCGACUUCAACUGGGACGAGGACUCACCCGCACGACGUGCCAAACUGCGCAUGGUCGAGCUGCCCACCGACGCGAGCCGGCCGCUCGAGGAACAGUUCCUGUUCCCCUGCAAGGACCUAUGGGUGCCAAUUGCCGUGGUCAAUGGCAAUGUGCAUAUCCUGCCCGGCAUACCGAGGCUAUUCACCCAGCUCCUCAAGGGCAUGGCACCCGCCAUCCUUCCCCGCCUAACCGACCCUGAAGGCAAGGGGAUCGUGCGCGUUAGCAUGUUGACGCCGCUGACCGAGAGCACGGUGGCCGAGUAUCUCUCGGAGCUGGCCGAGCGUGUUGAGCCCAAGGGCGUCAAAGUCGGGAGUUAUCCGCGGUGGGGCAAGAAAAAGAAUAUCGUGACGUUGGUGGGGAGGGACAAGGAGUAUCUAGAAACGAUCACGCCCGAGGUGCUAGAGUCUGUAAAAGGAACGCUGAUUACGCCUGGAAAGGAGGAAGAACUCGAGGAUGAAGAGGAAGAAUCGUAGUGACGCAUCCGGCCGCAGGUCGUGGUGGAGAGCAAUCGAUGCUGGUUCAACGGUUUCCUGACAUGGAGCACCUGGGUGACGAGACCGAGGCUGAAGGUGGUCCUUUGACCGUACAGUGCGCGUUUUCCAAGCGAGGGC